UAACAAGAUGUGCAAAGGGCAAAGAGCAAACUUAAGUCCGUAAGGGUUUAUAAGCAGGUCGGAGGGGCAGAGCUGCACAGUUCAAGCAUUAGCCUUCGAGGAGUUCUGCAGAAACUCAACUCAGCCACCAUGAAGCUUCUGGUAGUGAUGUGUCUGAUGGCGGUGGGCGCCAAUGCCCAGUACGGGCAAUCCGGCAUUGUCUUGCCAACCGGCGAAAACGUACAGUUCACCCAAGAACAGGCCGAGAACGUUCUCCUCAUUGGGGCAUCCGGCGUUAUCAAGGCUGACGGCAAACAUGUGCAGCUGGACCGUGACGGCCUCCCCGUACGCAGGAAGCGUGAGGUGGCCCUCCAGGGCCCCUCAGGCGUGCUCUUCACAGACGGCCAGAAGAGGCUCCUGCCCCCCGGCGUGGAGAUCGUCCUCUUGACCGAGUCUGGCGCCGUCCUUUCCAACGGUAACAACGUGCAGUUCCGCAAGAAGCGUUCCUCCGGCCCCCUCAUCGACGCCAUCACUGGUCCUUCCGGCUUCAUCACCCCCACCAGCCAGCUCUUCCAGCUUAAGCCCGGCGUGACCGUCGCCAUCUUGGGAGACACUGGCGCUCUUCUCUCUGACGGAACCGCCAUCCAGUUCUUCGAGUAAAUCUUUCUUCACCUUCUUACUUCUGAUCCUUUCUCUAUGGCGGUUAAUUAAUCCUUCACCACCAACGCUCAGAGACACCUCCGUCUGCGCACGCACUACUAAGGACUUCAUGGGAUCAAAUGUAAUUUUACAAUAAAUUAUAAAAGAAAUA
Eriocheir sinensis (Chinese mitten crab) is the source of this 790-nucleotide messenger RNA. Its product is annotated as cuticle protein CP1243-like. Gene Ontology annotation, molecular function: structural constituent of cuticle. Bases 130 to 639 code for a protein of 169 amino acids. The transcript is spliced from 2 exons. NCBI's taxonomy places the organism in Eukaryota, Metazoa, Arthropoda, Malacostraca, Decapoda, Varunidae. The record is from RefSeq and is a predicted model, not a curated record.